Molecule: messenger RNA, 1098 nt
Organism: Peniophora sp. CBMAI 1063
Lineage: Eukaryota; Fungi; Basidiomycota; Agaricomycetes; Russulales; Peniophoraceae
Source: the annotation of a GenBank genome assembly
AUGCUCUCCUCCGUCUCCCUUGCUCGAAGGUCCACAUGCCGCCUGCCUUCGCUGGCCGGUAGCAGUCGCUCGCUGUCCAGCACAGCGCCGACCCACGAACGUUUUAAGGACCCGGCGUCCACUCCCACGGCAUUCAAGGAAUGGCUUAAGACCUCGCCGGAUGCGUCUCGUUACCGCAAUGCGAAACGGCCUAAGAACUGGCUUGGGGAUACACCAUUCCCGCAGAACCCGUCGUUCAAGCCGCCAGUACCGGUGUCAAACGCACUCAAGAACGCCAUCUUCGACCAGUUUAUGGCCGACCCUCAAGCCAACUCCGUCCGUGCACUUGCUAGCAAGUACCACCUCAGCAUCAAGCGUGUCGAGGCCAUUCUGAGGCUCAAGGGCUUGGAGCAACAUUGGGUAAAGGGCAAGGCGUUGAAGACUGGCUUCCUGUACAACAUGGAGUGGCACCUCGGCGUCAAGGCGGACUUGCGAGAACACCAGAACCAUGAAGAAUGGGUUCAGUCUCGCCUGAGCGCCGUAGAAGCAGACAAGCUCUAUGACCUUCAGGGUGACGAGAUGGCUCGCUCCCGCUACGAGCGUAUGUUCUUCGAGCCGACGCUUGAAGGCCAGGCACCUAUCCUUCCGGGCGCUCUCGAGAAAGAGAACAAGCAGAAGGAUGUUAGGCGCGCCAAGCGUAUGGAGGAGAAAUAUGACCCUUCCAUCCUCGGUCAGCAUAUCGACCGUGCGGCUCGCCCAUCCGUCGUGACGACCAAGUCCGGCACCGCCCCCGGCCGACCAACGUUGAAGUUCGUCGAUGUUGGCGCCCGUUGGGUAGAUGUCGAGGACCGCAAGAAGCGUGUUCAGGCUGCCGAACGUCGCGCGCUUCUCAGCGCGCAGCGCAGGUUGCCGGGCGAGCAUCAUCGCGAGGCAAUAUCUAACGCCGAGAAGAGCGAGCGCGUCAAGGCGGCGCAGCAGUUCAAGAACUCGUACCGGAGUAUGCAGGCGAGGGCGGAGGCGCGCUCGUUGAGAGGGAGGCCCGUGCGGUAUAACCGUUUUGCGGCGAGGAGGCACGACGCGGUGAAGCGCGCUGUUGCGCAGGCGAAGGCGACUGCGUGA